Molecule: messenger RNA, 1179 nt
Organism: Carya illinoinensis
Lineage: Eukaryota; Viridiplantae; Streptophyta; Magnoliopsida; Fagales; Juglandaceae
Product: eukaryotic translation initiation factor 6-2
Exons: 8
Coding region: 235-972 (245 amino acids)
Biological process (GO): maturation of 5.8S rRNA; assembly of large subunit precursor of preribosome; maturation of LSU-rRNA
Cellular component (GO): cytosol; preribosome, large subunit precursor; nucleolus
Molecular function (GO): ribosomal large subunit binding
Source: RefSeq, a predicted model, not a curated record
CUCCUAAAAGCAUCAAAGAAGAGAGGCAAACCAUUGUGAAUUUGUGAGUUGCUCUGAGGGCCCCCGAGCGUUUUAAGCUUCUCGACCUCUAACCCUAGCCGCCCCCCUCCCCCUUCACUCCUCUCCACACCUCUUUGACGUUGAUUUCGACAGUUCGUUGGCCUCUUCAGCUGAUUUAGUGUAAGGGUUCUGAUUACGAAUAAAGUUUGCAGGUGUAAGUUUUGAGGUUUGAUUAUGGCGACCAGGCUUCAGUUUGAAAACUCAUGCGAUGUGGGCGUUUUUUCUAAGCUCACCAACGCCUACUGUUUGGUUGCUAUUGGUGGUUCUGAGAAUUUCUACAGUACAUUUGAGACUGAGUUAGCAGAUGCAAUCCCUGUGGUUAAGACCUCCAUUAGCGGCACUCGCAUUAUUGGACGCCUUUGUGCAGGAAACAAAAAGGGGCUUCUCUUGCCCCACAACACCACUGACCAAGAGCUUCAGCACUUGAGAAACAGUCUACCUGAUCAAGUAGUCGUUCAGCGCAUAGAGGAGAGACUGUCUGCUCUGGGAAAUUGUAUAGCUUGCAACGAUCAUGUUGCCCUUACACACACAGAUCUCGACAGGGAAACAGAGGAGAUGAUUGCAGAUGUUCUUGGAGUAGAAGUUUUCAGGCAGACAAUUGCUGGCAAUAUUCUUGUGGGCAGCUACUGUGCCUUCUCUAACAGAGGUGGUUUGGUUCAUCCCCAUACUUCUAUCGAAGACUUGGAUGAACUUUCAACACUUCUUCAGGUCCCAUUAGUGGCUGGGACUGUGAACCGUGGUAGUGAAGUGAUAGCUGCUGGCAUGACAGUGAAUGACUGGACAGCAUUCUGUGGUUCAGAUACUACAGCAACAGAACUCUCUGUCAUCGAGAGUGUUUUCAAACUGAGGGAAGCCCAGCCUAGCGCCAUUGUGGACGAGAUGAGGAAAUCAUUGAUUGACAGCUAUGUCUGAGGCGUGCGUAUCAUCCUUCAGCCCAAGAACUGAUAACGAAAGGUUGUGUUCGGAGAGCUUAUUACUCCAGACUUGUUUGGCAGUUAUUUUAUUUUCCUGAUACGGUAAUGCCUAUCCCGAAGCAUAAAUGUUGAAUUAUGGUAAUUUUGUCAAAUGUAGUUAUAAAAAACCUCUAAUGCUAUAUGAAUCAGAUGAUGUUUGUUGAAA